CGUUAUCUGCAGCCGGUCCGCGCACUGUUGAAUGUUUCUGUACAUUUUGUCAGGACUUUGUCAGUGCUGGCAUUUUGUCAUUACAUGAAUGUUCGAAUCCGAACCUUCUCCUGAAAGAGGGAGGAUAAUUUAAUUGAGAAAUGGCUACCACAGUACCACUGCAUUCUGCUAUUGAGAAGCAUCUUGAAUGUCCAAUAUGUCACAACAGAUACAGACAACCCAAGGUAUUGAACUGCCAGCACAGCUUCUGUGAGGAAUGUCUGGUGGAGUACCAUGAGAGCGGAUUUAAAGAUUCACCUAAGGUCCCUUGCCCAGUGUGCCGUCAAGAGACUACAUUUCCGAAGAUAGGCAUACAAGGCCUCACGACAAACCUCACUUUGGUUGGUUUGACCGAGGACUUGGAAAAAAUUGCACCCUCCAAGGACUCCAAGUUACUCUCGGGGACAUGCAAGGGAGACAACGAACCGUCACAUCACCGCAUCGAUGCGUACAAAUGCCACAAACACGAGGGCAGCGUGAAACAAUUUUACUGCAAAACAUGUGAUGAAGUAAUAUGUCACAGCUGCAUAGUUUCUGAACACACUAUCCCGGUACAUGAUAUUACUGAAAGUGAGUUGGCUGCAAAGAAUUUCAGAGAAUCCCUCAACAACAAAUUUCCCGCGUUCACAAGGAACAUACAAUUCCUCGAGGUUUGCCUGUUGCAUACAGAUGAGGCGAAGACGUCAUUCAACAAAAACACAGCGAAGACUCGACAGGUGGUGCACGACAGAGCUGCUGAGGUCAUAGCCCAGGUCAAAGCUGAAGAAAAAAGGAUCAUCGAUGAGAUCGCAGUCCAGGAACUUGAGCAAAGCAAAUGCUUUGAUGAGUAUAAAGACAAAGUAAAUAAUUUGAUGGAGAGAAAGAAAUAUUCACUUUGGUCGGCCCAGGUCAUGACGAGGAACGCCUCGGAUAGUGACUUUCUCUCGUUGUACCCAUUAAUCCAGAACGACAUAAAAAAUCUCAACAGCCAAGAACCGCCUAAGAUUCAACACAAACUUUGGUGGCUGAGGUUUGUGAAGAGUCAUAGAGCAGACGACAUCAACCUAGGCGAGGUGGAGCAGGAAGGGGAUAAGUGGGAGGUGCUUAACGAAUUUGGCAAGCAGAGAAGCGGUGAUGGGGAGUUUGAAUUGGCCAGAGGUGUCGCUGCUGCUGCUGAACCUGACGAGAUAGCCGUGGCUGACUGCAAGAAUAACCGAGUGGUAAUCCUCGACCACCGGGGGUUCAUAACAAGACUUAUUCCAGUCUUGUCUGCUGACGUCGUCGCUACGUCAAAUGGGUGGGUAUGUGCUAACCCGAGAAAGGUAUUCGUCUACCGUCGAGACACGGCGCUAGCCUACGAGUUUUACACCGUACUGUCAAGUGAUGUUGGUAGGAAAGACGUUCGUCUUGUGAGUGCAGCAGUCAUGAAGAACGGUAACAUCAUAGUUGGGGAUAAAGAGAACAAGGUGUUGACCGAGCACGAACCCGGUGAUGGUAAAAUCCUACGCACCAUGCCGGUGGAGAUGGCUCCUGACUGGUUGGCUGUGAUGAGCAACGGUUGGGUUGUGAUCAGUGAAGAGGACCAGGGACGAGUAGGCAUAGUAGAUGUUUCUGAUGGCAACGCCAUCCAUGUUACCACCAUCCGACCAAUCAUCAACGGUAAACAAGUGGAACACUGUAGCGGUGUGGUGAGUAACAGAUCGGGUAUUUACAUAGCAGCAGACACAGGUUUCAAGAACACUGGUCACAUUCAUCACUACGAUUGUUCAGGUCGGUUUGUCAGCUGUAUUGCAGAGGGUCUGCAUAACCCCUGUGGAAUCACAUUCACAGCAGAUGGGCAACAGCUGGUACUCGCUGACUGGUACUCCGUCAAGAUAUAUCACAAGGUGUGAUGUUAUCUACCGUGAUGCUGAUUGGCAUAUCCUUCCCCGCUCUGAGCACGCCACACGCUUUCUUUGAUCUUUGAUUUUGCAUUUGGCAACAAAUAAGCCCCAUAAAUCAGGAAUUUAUCUUUAUAUGUACCAGUGACUCCUGUGAAAUAUUUAGGAAUUCACAUAAUUGGUAUGAUUGCAAGAUUUAUCAGUCCACUGUACCGUAGUUUAAAGUUAAAUUAAACUUGGUCCUACUAUUUCCUGUUACGAUAAUGGAAUAAUAUUUCUUUGAAUGUUGGAUACAAAGUAUGACAGUGAAAUUUUGAAACCCAUGUAUCAUAAUAGGCUAAGAACACUGAAGACUAUGUCGAUGUUUUAUAGGAUUUCUGUAUUGGUUUGUCAACAUGGAGCAAGCACAAGGUUUGAAAACACUAUCUUUACUGGUGCUGGUCAUUAUAUCAAAUAGCCAGAUCCUUAGAAAAACAGUCCCAGGACUCACACAUUUAGGUGACCAACUUUAUGUGCAAUGCUGUCGAUAAUUUGCGGCAGCAAUCAACGCCAUCUCAAUAAAGUACGUGAUUUUGCUGCAUAAUUUGGUUAUGGUUUGUCGGCUAUUGGAAUAUUGCGGUGUGCUCCAUGUUCCAGUGCAUAUAUUCAUCCUUAGCUUUGUCAAUGAAAUGAAUGUCUAUGCUAGUUCACAUAGAACGCAAUGGAAAAUAAUGGUUUUAGUGUAAAAGGGGUUUUUUUAAAAGAGAAUCUAGCCAUUAUUUUUUUUAUUACUGUCAUAUAAGGAGGGUCUCUGUGAAACACUGGUAACGGUAUCAGACAUUUUGCACUUCUUACCGAUGGUGCAAUGUGUAUCCGGUGUCCCUUUCCCAAUGUUUCACACCGAUAUGCUUCCUAAAAGGUACACUUUCGUUAAUGAAUAAAUAAGUAAGGGAAAAAAAAAUACUUUCAGCUGACUUUUUUCAUGAUGGACUCAUGCAACGUGACAAUUAACUUUUACAAAUAGCAAGUAGACCUUGAGGUACAUUGCAUAUAUCAUUAAAAAAUAUGUUCCUAAUUAUGU
This is a messenger RNA of Acanthaster planci (crown-of-thorns starfish), 2958 nucleotides long. RefSeq lists its product as uncharacterized. Gene Ontology annotation, molecular function: zinc ion binding. The record is from RefSeq and is a predicted model, not a curated record. Lineage: Eukaryota; Metazoa; Echinodermata; Asteroidea; Valvatida; Acanthasteridae.